UAUUAGUGCUAAUUUCCCUCUGUUCGUCCUACCUUUUCUCUUCUAUCAACCCCACAAGCCUUUGGCACAAUGAAGUGGGUAACCUUUAUUUCCCUCCUCCUCCUCUUUAGCUCUGCUUAUUCCAGGGGCGUGACUCGUCGAGAAGCACAACAGAGUGAGAUUGCUCAUCGGUUCAAUGAUUUGGGAGAAGAACAUUUCAGAGGCCUGGUACUGGUUGCCUUUUCUCAGUAUCUCCAGCAGUGUCCAUUUGAAGAUCAUGUAAAAUUAGUGAAUGAAGUAACUGAGUUCGCAAAAGGAUGUGUGGCUGACCAGUCAGCAGCCAACUGUGAAAAGUCACUUCAUGAGCUCUUUGGAGAUAAACUGUGUACAGUUGCCUCUCUUCGCGACAAGUAUGGUGAGAUGGCUGAUUGCUGUGAGAAAAAAGAACCUGAGAGAAACGAAUGCUUCCUGCAGCACAAAGAUGACAAUCCCGGCUUCGGUCAGCUGGUGACCCCAGAGGCUGAUGCCAUGUGCACUGCCUUCCAUGAAAAUGAACAGAGGUUUCUGGGAAAAUACUUAUAUGAAAUUGCCAGAAGACAUCCUUACUUUUAUGCCCCAGAACUCCUUUACUACGCUGAAGAAUACAAAGGAGUUUUUACAGAGUGCUGUGAAGCUGCAGAUAAAACUGCCUGCCUGACACCAAAGGUUGAUGCUUUGAGAGAAAAAGUACUGGCUUCAUCCGCCAAAGAGAGACUCAAGUGUGCCAGCCUCCAAAAAUUCGGAGAAAGAGCUUUCAAAGCAUGGUCAGUAGCUCGUCUGAGCCAGAAAUUUCCCAAGGCUGACUUUGCAGAGGUUUCCAAGUUAGUGACAGAUCUUGCCAAAAUCCACAAGGAAUGCUGCCAUGGUGACCUGCUUGAAUGUGCAGAUGACAGGGCGGAUCUUGCCAAGUAUAUAUGUGAAAAUCAAGAUUCAAUCUCCACUAAACUGAAGGAAUGCUGUGGUAAGCCUGUGUUGGAAAAAUCCCAUUGCAUCAGCGAGGCAGAAAGAGAUGAGUUGCCUGCUGACCUGUCCCCGUUAGCUGCUGAUUUUGUUGAAGAUAAGGAAGUUUGCAAGAACUAUCAGGAGGCAAAGGAUGUGUUCCUGGGCACGUUUUUGUAUGAAUACUCAAGAAGGCACCCUGAAUACUCUGUCUCAUUGCUACUGAGACUUGCCAAGGAAUAUGAAGCCACCCUAGAGAAGUGCUGUGCCACCGAUGAUCCUCCUACUUGCUAUGCCCAUGUGUUUGAUGAAUUUAAACCUCUUGUGGAAGAGCCUCACAAUUUAGUCAAAACAAACUGUGAACUUUUUGAAAAACUUGGAGAAUAUGGCUUCCAAAAUGCGCUCUUAGUUCGUUACACCAAGAAAGUACCUCAAGUGUCAACUCCAACUCUCGUGGAGGUCUCAAGAAGCCUAGGAAAAGUGGGCAGCAAGUGUUGUACGCAUCCUGAAUCAGAAAGACUGUCCUGUGCUGAAGACUAUCUGUCCGUGGUCCUGAACCGGUUGUGUGUGUUGCAUGAGAAGACCCCUGUGAGCGAGAGAGUUACCAAAUGCUGCACAGAGUCCUUGGUGAACAGACGACCAUGCUUUUCUGCUCUGCAAGUCGAUGAAACAUAUGUUCCCAAAGAAUUUAGUGCUGAAACAUUCACCUUCCAUGCAGAUUUAUGCACACUUCCUGAGGCUGAGAAACAAAUCAAGAAACAAUCUGCACUUGUUGAGCUGUUGAAACACAAGCCCAAGGCAACAGAUGAACAACUGAAAACUGUCAUGGGGGAUUUUGGAAGCUUUGUAGACAAGUGCUGCGCAGCUGAAGACAAGGAGGCCUGCUUUGCUGAGGAGGGUCCAAAACUUGUUGCUACAACUCAAGCUGCCUUAGUCUAAAACAACACAAUCACAACAUCUCAGCCUGCCCCGAGAAUAAGAGAAAUGAAGAUCUAGAGCUUAUUCAUCUGUUUUUCUUUUCUGUUGGUGCAAAACCAACACCCUGUCUAGAAAACACACAUUUCUUUAAACAUUUUGCCCUUUUUCUCUGUGCUGUAAUUAAUAAAAAAUGAAAAUAAUCUAACAUAA
Acinonyx jubatus (cheetah) is the source of this 2085-nucleotide messenger RNA. It is a transcript of the gene ALB, whose product is annotated as albumin. Gene Ontology annotation, biological process: transport. The record is from RefSeq and is a predicted model, not a curated record. NCBI's taxonomy places the organism in Eukaryota, Metazoa, Chordata, Mammalia, Carnivora, Felidae. Bases 70 to 1896 code for a protein of 608 amino acids. The transcript has 15 exons. Gene Ontology annotation, cellular component: blood microparticle; cytoplasm.